Messenger RNA from Oikopleura dioica, 2973 nucleotides. Lineage: Eukaryota; Metazoa; Chordata; Appendicularia; Copelata; Oikopleuridae. The record is from the annotation of a GenBank genome assembly.
AUGGAGUCGGAACUUCCAGAAUGGGCCCUCAUGGCCUUAGAGAAACGAGCCAGACUGUUGGAACGAUCGCUAAGUGAUCAAAACGCGCGAAAUCUUCUCGAGUUAGAUUCCGAUUCUGACGCGAUCGUCAUGAAAGAAAUCGACGAAGCUCGUGGUGGCAUGGGCACUCCUCGAAUGAUGCCUCCUCCGAGCGUUCCCAAAGUCCGUCCCAACUAUCGAAUCGCUCCAAAGCCUGUUCAACCCCAGCAGGCUCCUGCUCAGCCUACAGUUCAGCAGAACACCGUCAGUCCUGGUAUGAGUUCAAGUGCUACCCCAGUUCAGUCAAAUCCAAUGCCACAAAUGACGAGAAAUCAGAAUCAGCCUCACCAGAAUUCUGGCUUCUCACAGCCGCCAAGUAACAACUCAUUUCAAGCCAGCAAUAGUAACAACAUGGGAAUGAUGAACAUAAACCCGUUUAUGUUCAACCCGUACAUUUAUCCCGCGCAUGGUUAUUUUAAUGACACGAGCCAGUACGAAGAAUUCCUCAAAGUGCAGGAAGAACAACUGCGCAUUGCACGACAACAUUUCAAACUGGCCCUCUCGGGUUCCCAAAACCCUCACAAUCCAUCUUCAAUGUUCAUGAACUCUUCACAAGCACCACAAUUCACAAAUCAUCAAGUUCAUCCUCAAAACUCCUUUCAAAACGCAUAUCCCGCUUCAAUCUUCCCCCAGCCCCAAAACUUCCAUCAACAACCCCCUCCGUCCCCCUACUAUCCCCAACAGCGACCUCAACCUUUACCCCUAGAGCUUCAAAGCCAGCAAAGCCAAGUGAGCACAAUCCGAGCGAAUGAAAAUCUGGAGCGUCAGAGCGUCCAAUCCGAGGCCCCCUCAACAAUCGCCUUGCACUACCCUCCAAAACCACAGGUGCGGCAACCACCACCCAGCUAUGCAUCCAGACAGCCAAAUCGCAUACAAUCGCAGGAGAGUCAGAAUUUUGCUGAAAAUCAUCAGAAGACAACACAGGCUCAAGAACAGCCAGUUUAUCAGGCUGAUCCGAUGUCUGUCGAGAGCGAGAAAAUCGACAAGAACAAUGCGUUGGCCAUGUUCAAGCGACUGGAGAGCCAGCAAGGGCCCAAUUCCACACCAAAUUACGCCCGCCAAAACUCUGGCUCCUACCUUCGCCAUGUCAAGACCCUUCCAACGCAGCAAAAAGCUCCUUCCUACGUCCAGACGAAGCCCCAAGUUCAGCCUCAAAACAACAAUACUACUGCGCCUCCAUUAGAGAAAAAGAGCAUUCUAAAGAAACAAUCUGCUUAUGAGCCAAAGCCUCCCGCUCCAGUCGAGCCGCAAGUUAUUCGCGCUCAGCCUGAAGUCAUCAGACAAUCGGCUCCACCCCAGAAGAAUGCGCAGGGUCCAGUACAGUCAGAACUAGAAAGCGACAAACAAGAUCAACUUGCUGGAGUUUCCAUCGCCAAGACCGCCUCGAUGUUCGGCGAACGAACCCGCACGAAAAUCCCGACCAACAGCAACUCCGCUCCAAAGCGAGAAAUGACCCCUCCGCGGAGCCUCUCCCCACCCAGAGAGGCAACCCCGCCCCGAGAAGAGUCCCCAGCGCCGGCGAGGGCUGUUCUCAGAGACCCAAGCCCGGAAAUCGUGAAAGAACCAAGUCCUGAAGUGAUUCCUCAAGUGAAACAAUCUCAAAUGCCUGCUGCUCAAGAUUUUGAAUCAGCAUCUGAAUCAGACGGGCCAGAGUAUUUUUCGGAAGAAGAAGAGGAACAAAUCGCUCGAAUAAUCGCUCCUACCCACUCUCCUGUAAAAGCAGCACCAGUUCUUCAGCAGCAAGAGCGUCCUCCUUCUCCUGAACCAGAGAGCUCGAAAGAACCAACGCCAGAGCCAAAGAAAAUGAAAACAGUAGAAAAUCGAAACCCGCCGCUGGCCUUUGAUGAGUCAGAUGGCGAUAACUCUGACAUUUCCGACCCCGAAAUUCAGCAAGAAGACGAGUUUGACUUGCUCGGGGACACGAUCAAGGAGCAUGCCAGUAAUCACGUUCCAAAAGCAAGGCCAGAGGAUUACCCAGAGUCAUCAGACGAGUCAGUCGAUAUUGACGGGACGACUGUACCAGUGUCGAGGAUCGAUGAAAACGAAAAUAUUUCCAUGCAAAGUGUCACCCUGGAUGACCCUGCCGACAUAGAGGCCCUAGCGCGCACCCACCUCAAUUUAGCACCGACACGUCCACGAAAGAAUGAUCAAGAGAUCAAGGAUCUGGAGAAGUUGGAGAAUAGCCUUGGGGAUCUUCAUAAUAAGGCCGACGCCGCAUACGCUCUGAUAGAAAAGUCAAAGUCAACGGUAGAAGUAAAUCCGACCACUUCGGAAGUUAAAUCCGCCGAUCCCAAAGAAAUCACCUCCGCUAGAGCAAAAAAGGCGCCGAAAAAAGCGCCCAAACAAGAAGCAUCAGCUCCAGCAACCACUGUUGAUGAGGACGAGGCGAAAUGGGCCGAAGAAAAUCGGCUAUUAGAGGAGCAAAUUGCCGCCGCAAAGGCUAUUUUGGCCAAGGCGAGUCCAAAUACGAAGCCUGUUGGAAGCCUCGGAGCACCUGAGAAGCCAGAUCGAAAUGGACUUUCGAACGGACAGCCUCCAAAACCGGCUGGGAGGAAGAAGAGGGUCAGCCCGCCAACUAACGGCGUCACGGUCAACCCUGACCGGACGAAUAGUCAAUACUCGCGAGACCAAGACGGCAAUUUCAUCCCUCCCCGAGAAGGCUACGUAAACGAUGUGAUCGUAGAGGGACAGGUCGUCAUCAAGUCGUCCAUCCUCGUUACUGACAAAGAAAAUCGAAAACAGUCGUUCGGUAAAGUUGGCUUCAAUAAGGAAGCCAAGGAAUUGACGUAUCCAAGCAUGGAUCAAGCGAUUGAAGAUUAUGACGAAGAGCAUGCUCGAGGAGAUCCUCCUAGUAAUUCUAACGAAGCAGCAUAUUACGAUGCACUGACGGUAUGA